UUCAAUUUUCUUAAACCCUAAACCCUAGCUCAGCUCAGUAAGCUUCCACUUCCAUUUUCCAAAUGGUGAAGGCCUAUCUCCGGUAUGAACCGGCGGCGUCUUUCGGCGUUAUAGUUUCCGGCGAAUCGAACAUCACAUACGACAACUCCGGCAAACACUUGUUAGCUCCGGCGUUAGAGAAAAUCGGUAUAUGGAAUGUUAAGUUGCAUAAUUGUACCAAAACCCUAGAGCCUUUACCUUCAUCAAGCUCAAAUGGACCUUCUCUCGCCGUUACGUCAAUCGCUGUUUCUCCUCCUUCUUCAUCUCAGAUAGCAAGUGGUUAUGCGGAAGGAAGCAUUAGAAUUUGGGAUUCCGAUAAAGGAAUAUGUGACACCACAUUGAAUGGGCAUAAAGGGGCUGUGACGGCCCUACGAUACAAUAAGCCUGGGUCAUUUCUAGCAUCCGGAGGCAAAGAUAAUGACGUUAUUGUAUGGGAUGUGGUGGGUGAGACUGGCCUGUUUCGCCUUCGGGGACAUCGUGAUCAGGUUACUGAUCUUGUUUUCUUAGAUUCUGGCAGAAAGCUGGUAACGUCUUCUAAGGACAAAUUUUUGAGGGUAUGGGAUCUUGAUACUCAACACUGCAUGCAGAUUAUAAGUGGCCAUCAUACUGAAAUAUGGUCCAUAGAUAUUGACCCUGAGGAAAGAUAUCUGGUCACUGGUUCUGCUGACCCUGAACUGCGUUUUUACACUAUAAAACAUGAUUUAGCUGAUGGACAAUUGAUUGCUAACAAAAGCGAAACAGAUGUAAACAAAAGCGAAACAGAUGUAAGUACGGACUUGCCUACUGUAAACAAAUGGGAAGUGCUGAAGUCAUUUGGUGAAAUUCAGCGCCAAAGCAAAGAUAGAGUUGCGACAGUGAGGUUUAACAAGAAUGGAAACUUGCUGGCUUGUCAAGUUGCAGGGAAGACGGUGGAAAUAUUCCGUCGGCUGGAUGAGUCUGAAUCUAAACGCAAAGCUAAAAGAAGAAUAAGUAGAAAGAAAGAGAAGAAAGCUGCCAAAGAAGGUCUUGAGGCAACGGAAAAAGCAGAGACAGAUAUCAGAGCUGAAAGAGUCAGCACUCCUGUUGUUACAGUCCAGGAUAUCUUCAAGCUUCAUCAGACCCUACGGUCUGGAAAGAAGAUCUCCUCAAUUUCCUUCUCCCCAGUUAUUUCAAAGGAUUCACAGGCUACCUUAGCUUUGUCUUUGAACAAUAAUAUAUUGGAGUUUUAUGCUAUAAAAAACAGUUCAGCUACUAAAUCGAGUGCUAUUGAUGGUCAGGGGCAUCACGCUGAUGUCAGAAGUGUUACUCUCAGCUCAGAUAACACUCUUUUGAUGUCGACUAGUCACAAUGCAAUUAAAAUAUGGAACCCUACUACUCUUUCUUGCCUCCACACAAUUGAUUCAGGAUAUGGUCUCUGUGGACUGUUUGUUCCAGGUAACAAGUAUGCGGUCAUUGGUACAAAGGACGGGACCUUGGAAUUUAUUCAAGUUACAAGUGGUACUCGUGUGGAAGUAGUGGAAGCCCAUGGCGGUUCUAUUCAGUCAAUUGCUUUAACUCCAGGUGGGACAGGUUUUCUCACUGGCAGUGCUGAUCACGACAUUAAAUUCUGGGAAUUUCAAAGGGCUGGUGAAGGGCAUUUAACUGCAUCUCCUGCAAGGAGCUUAAAAAUGAAUGAUGAUGUUCUAGCCGUUGCUGUGAGUCCUGAUGGUAAAUUUAUUGCUGUUGCCUUGUUGGAUAGCACAAUAAAGGUCUUCUAUACGGAUUCACUCAAGUUCCGUUUUUCACUCUACGGGCAUAAGCUGCCUGUAUUUUGUAUGGAUAUUUCUUCAGAUGGGGCUUUGCUUGUAAGUGGCUCUGCGGACAAAAAUGUGAAAAUUUGGGGUCUGGAUUUCGGGGAUUGUCAUAAGUCACUUUUUGCGCAUGCUGACAGUGUCACGGGAGUUAACUUUGUGAGCAACACCCAUUACUUUUUUACUGUGGGAAAAGAUCGCCUGGUGAAGUACUGGGAUGCUGACAAGUUUGAGUUGCUUUUAACCCUUGAAGGUCACCAUGCUGAAGUUUGGUGUCUUGCUGUGAGCAACCGUGGGGAUUUUAUUGUUACAGGAUCGCAUGAUCGUUCCAUACGCCGCUGGGAUCGUACCGAAGAACCAUUUUUUAUUGAGGAAGAGAAAGAAAAGAGAUUGGAAGCAAUGUUUGAAUCAGACAUUGACAAUGCACCUGAGAAUAAGUAUGGACCUAAGGAAGAACAUCCGGGGGAGGGAGCUGUGGCAUUAGCAGGGAAAACGACACAAGAAACUCUUACUGCUGCAGAUACUAUCAUUGAAGCACUGGACAUGGCAGCUGCGGAACUGAAGCGAAUUGCUGAACAUGAGGAGUACAUAUCAAAGGGUCGAGUUUCAGAAUUCAGGCCCAAUAUUCUCAUGCUAGGGCUGUCUCCUUCCGAUUAUGUUCUUCGUGCAUUAUCUAGUGUUCCUACUAAUGAUCUGGAGCAAACGUUGCUGGCUUUACCCUUUUCUGAUGCUUUGGUGCUCUAUUCGUACCUGGAGAAUUGGACCUCUAUACCAGAUAAGGUGGAGCUUGUUGCCAGGGUAGCUACAUUACUAACGCAACUUCAUCAUCACCAGCUGAUUUCAACUCCCUCUGCCAGACCCCUAAUGACCCGUCUAACAGGCAAAGUUCAUCAGGGUGUUAAGGAAUUCAGAGAUCUCAUCGGUUUCAACCUUGCUGCUAUGCGUCAUUCCUUGCAAGUGAUAGCUUCAAAGUCGGAUGCAGUACUUCGAGAUGCAAAGACUAGCAUAUUGGAGAUACGCUCACAGAACACAAAACGCGUUGAAGCAAGGGCAGACACAAAACAAGAAAAAAAGCGAAAGAAGAAACAGAAGAAGUCGGAUGGCGGACAUGUUUGGUCAUGAUGUAUUAUUUCCUCAAUUACACUUAUUCCUUCACUUCUUAGUUCCUUCUGGAGUGGGAGGGGUAGCAAUUUUGGUCAUUCAACUUUAGCAAAGUAUGGUUAAAUUUUUGAUACAUUAAUUGUAUAUAAUUGCUUCAUUGCAUCAUUCAUAUUGAAUUGUAAUCUUGAUGAGUGUUGAUUUCUUAAAUGACACACCAGAGGGGUUUGAAUUAGCUCCUCCCGAUUGUAUCUCUUCCGAGAUGAAAGAAAAGAUUGACAAUUUGUCUUUUCAGAUAUAUCGCUUGUAAAAUAAAAACUUGAUAUGUUUUUCGGA
Molecule: messenger RNA, 3242 nt
Organism: Capsicum annuum
Lineage: Eukaryota; Viridiplantae; Streptophyta; Magnoliopsida; Solanales; Solanaceae
Product: WD repeat-containing protein 3
Exons: 12
Coding region: 63-2930 (955 amino acids)
Biological process (GO): maturation of SSU-rRNA
Cellular component (GO): small-subunit processome; Pwp2p-containing subcomplex of 90S preribosome
Molecular function (GO): snoRNA binding; protein binding
Source: RefSeq, a predicted model, not a curated record